AUGGAUCCUGAUUCUCCUACGAUUCCACCUCAUCCACCUCUAAUUAGCUAUACAUUUGGUGGUAUAUCUGCAGUUAGUGCCGUGUUCUUUACGCACCCGUUUGAUCUAUUGAAAAUUCAUCUUCAGACGUCUCGAAAAGAGCAUUUAAGGUUACUUCCCGCCAUUCGACACAUAAUCAAGCAACAGGGACUUGGUGGGCUCUAUCAGGGCAUCUCGGGGGGAAUUAUGAGAGAAGGCACUUAUUCAACAAUACGUUUUGCAGUUUAUCACUAUCUAAAGGAUGAGGCGGUACGUCGUAAUGACGGGAAUUCCAUUUCAACAUGGCACAAUGUUUUACUUGGGAUGAUUGGUGGAGUUCUUGGAGGUGCCGUUGGAAAUCCAGCGGAUAUUGUCAACAUUCGUAUGCAGGCAGAUAGUCGAUUGCCAAUUGAAAAGAGACGCAACUACAAACAUGCAGUUGAUGGACUGAUUCGAGUAGAAAAAGAAGAGGGCAUUGCAGCUUUAAUGUGCGGUGUUCGACCCAAUAUGAUUCGAGCCAUGUUACUUACGACGGGACAGAUUGCAGCUUAUGACUUGGCCAAGUCGAUGAUCUUGCAGAAUUCAAUGGUGUUGAUGCACGACAAUCUCAAGACACACGUUCUUGCCAGUAUGAUCGCUGGGCUCGUGGCUACUACGGCUUGUGCACCAGCUGAUGUGGUCAAGACAAGACUCAUGAAUAUGCACGUUCCGAACGAGUACAAAAGUGCCUCUGAUUGCUUUGUGCAGGUGGUGAAGCAAGAAGGACUCAGGGGCUUGUACAAAGGAUGGCUGCCGGCAUACAUGCGCCUUGGUCCACAGACGCUGCUGACGUUUAUGUUUCUUGAACAGCUACGCAACCGUCUGCUAUAG
Peronospora farinosa is the source of this 888-nucleotide messenger RNA. The record is from the annotation of a GenBank genome assembly. NCBI's taxonomy places the organism in Eukaryota, Oomycota, Peronosporomycetes, Peronosporales, Peronosporaceae.